This is a messenger RNA of Condylostylus longicornis, 732 nucleotides long. RefSeq names its product venom allergen 5-like. The transcript has 3 exons. NCBI's taxonomy places the organism in Eukaryota, Metazoa, Arthropoda, Insecta, Diptera, Dolichopodidae. Bases 1 to 732 code for a protein of 243 amino acids. The record is from RefSeq and is a predicted model, not a curated record.
AUGAAGUUGUUUAUCUUAUUUGGAAUAAUUUCAUUAGCUAAUUCUUUAUCAGAUAGUACAGAUUUAGCCAAAGAUUUUUGUGCUAUGAGUGGCCUCUGUAAACCAGGAACACAAUCAAUAGCUUGCUCGUUUACAUCAAAUCUUAGUAUGGGAUGUGUUGGUAACAUGGUACCUAUAGACAAAAACUUAAUAUUAUCAGUACAUAAUGGUUACCGUCAAAAAAUUGCUAAUGGUGAAUAUGCUCCACAAUAUCAAGGUGCAACAAAUAUGGCUGAAAUGAAAUACAGUGAAGAAUUAGAAAUAAUGGCAAGCUAUAAUGCUAGGCGCUGUGUUUUCGCUCAUGAUGAUUGUCGUAAAACUAAUAAUUUCCCAUAUGCCGGCCAAAAUAUUGCCAUUGCUCAAAAAUGGAAUACUGAUAUCGAUACCAAAGCAGAUAUAAAAGAGAUGAUGGAUGAUUGGUUUUCUGAAUAUAAGGAUUGUGAUAUGAGCUUCAUUGAUAACUACCACAAGACGACUUUAGACAUUGGUCAUUUUACUCAAAUGGUUAAAGAUAAAGCAGUUCAAGUAGGUUGCGCAGCAAGUAGUUAUGUAGAGAAUGGUUGGAAUACAUUGUUACUUGUUUGUAAUUAUGCUUAUACAAAUAUGUUAGAUGAACCAACUUAUGUUGCUGGAUCUCCAGGUACUGCAUGUCGCAGAAGAAGUAAAAAAUAUCCAGCUUUAUGUGCAGCUUAA